This is a messenger RNA of Effrenium voratum, 927 nucleotides long. Lineage: Eukaryota; Dinophyceae; Suessiales; Symbiodiniaceae. The record is from the annotation of a GenBank genome assembly.
AUGGUCCGGGGCCAAAACCGGGGAGUUGAGACUGCGAGACGGGAUUGCAUCCUUUUCCCGGGUUCGUGGCUGAGGCGCAUCCCGUGGCCCGGCGAGCUGCCGGAGCAGCUGAAGGUCUUCAAGUCCAAGGGCCAGCCCUUCUUUCUGAACCACGUGAACGCGCGGCAGCGCUGCAAGGAUGCUUGCAUGCGCCUGGGCAUGGGCGUGGGCGCGUUCCUGGGGGUUUGGUUCAUGGCCCGGUGCAUGGACCACGCGCCUUUGGCUUCGCUGGGCUUCCGCCUGGACGGGCGGUUCGUGGCGGACGGCCUGGCGGGGCUGGCGGUGGGGGUGGUCAUCGUGGGGUGCAUGUUCUUGGUGGAGCUGAUGGCCGGCUGGGUGGUCUUCCUGCAGUUCUUCGAGGUCUUUGACAAGUCGGAUAACUUCUGGAUGUGCAUUUUCUGGGACGUGGUCUUCCACUUGAAUGUGGCCAUGAAUGAGGAGCUGCCUGUCCGUGGUUGGCUGCUGUACAACCUGGCGGAAGCCGGCAUGGCAUACGGGCAUCUUUCCGGCAUCGCCGCCUUCCUUUUCGCCAUGGUGCUGGAGUCUGUGUUCUUUGUGGUGUUACACCUGCCGUCGCCCGGAGGCACCAGACCUUUGAGCAUGCUCAACAUCUUUGUGGGCGGCAUGGCCGGCGGUUUGAAUGUCCUGCUGACGGGGAAUCGUCUAGGCUUCGCCUUGGGCUGGCACUUCGGCUGGAACAUCUCCAUGGGGAACAUCUUUGGGCGCAGUACCAGCGGCAUUCCCAUCUCAGCAACCUUCAUCUCUGUGGCGCCCCACCCCCAAAAGGAGCAGCUCCACGGCGUGGGCCUUGGGUGCCGAAAUGAAGCGAUGCCCCGGAGGGGUGGGGUGGGGGCGCCCACCAGGGUGUGUGUCCUUUUUUUGGGAUGA